AUGGAAGAACAACCAAUGAAAAUUCGUAAUGUACGGUAUGUACCUGAAGAGUGUCAUGAUAUAUUCUCAAAACAUCCUCGUGACUUGCCUGGCUACCCAAGAGAAACGGAUUUGUACUUUUAUUGCAAAAAACUUAGUAGCGAAGUUACUACCAACUCUCAUAGUAUUUGGAAACAAAUCGGAGAAGACACUGAUGUUUUAGAUCCAAAGAAUAAUGAUGCAUUAGUCGGUAUCAAACGUCCAUUUACUCUUGUUGAUCACGAAGAAGAGUCCGAUGAUAUUCUUUUGUCAGAUGAAGACGAACCUUCACAAUAUAAUUGGUUCAUGGAUGAAAUUAGCCUCCCAUUGACAGUUUCAGAGACUGAUUGGGUUUUGUGCCAUGUUUUCCGCAAAAUAAAACCUGAAUUUGAAUCCAAAGAAGAGGAAGAAGAAGAAGAAAGUGUUUUUGCAAAGAGUUUGGAUCUUCUUAGAGAAAACGAUGGAAAUGUUCUUCCUCCAUCUCAUUCUCCACCUUAG
Molecule: messenger RNA, 516 nt
Organism: Brassica napus (rape)
Lineage: Eukaryota; Viridiplantae; Streptophyta; Magnoliopsida; Brassicales; Brassicaceae
Exons: 2
Coding region: 1-516 (171 amino acids)
Biological process (GO): regulation of DNA-templated transcription
Molecular function (GO): DNA binding
Source: RefSeq, a predicted model, not a curated record